Messenger RNA from Aaosphaeria arxii CBS 175.79, 1407 nucleotides. RefSeq lists its product as uncharacterized. Lineage: Eukaryota; Fungi; Ascomycota; Dothideomycetes; Pleosporales. Gene Ontology annotation, molecular function: sterol 24-C-methyltransferase activity. Bases 94 to 1239 code for a protein of 381 amino acids. Gene Ontology annotation, cellular component: endoplasmic reticulum. The transcript is spliced from 3 exons. The record is from RefSeq and is a predicted model, not a curated record. Gene Ontology annotation, biological process: ergosterol biosynthetic process.
AACAUUGACAACUUCGCUACUUCGUUGCGUCCUUUCUUUCAAUUGUGACACCUCAUCAUAUCAUUCCAAUUGGAAACAAUUCAACCUGAAAUCAUGUCUCCCACCGCUCUCGAACACGAGGAUCACGCCCGUGAUGCAGCUUUCAACAAGGCCAUGCAUGGCAAAUCCUCCCAGGCCAAGGGUGGAAUGACUGCCAUGUUCCAGAAGGACAAGGCAGCUCAGCAAGCUGCCGUAGACGAGUAUUUCAAGCACUGGGACAACAAGGCAGCUGAGGAUGAGACUGAGGAGACUCGAAAGGCUCGACGAGACGAAUACGCCACCCUUACCAGGCAUUACUACAACCUCGCCACUGAUUUGUACGAGUACGGCUGGGGACAAAGCUUCCACUUCUGCCGAUUCGCCUAUGGUGAACCCUUCCACCAGGCUAUUGCCCGCCAUGAGCACUACCUCGCUGCCAAGAUGGGCCUCAAGGACGGCAUGCGCGUGCUUGACGUUGGCUGCGGUGUUGGAGGACCAGCACGAGAGAUCGUCAAGUUCUCAGGAGCCAACGUUAUCGGAUUGAACAACAACGACUACCAGAUCGAGCGCGCUACGGCAUAUGCCGCAAAGGAAGGUCUCUCACACAAGCUCAAAUUCACCAAGGGCGAUUUCAUGCAAAUGUCCUUCCCCGACAACUCGUUCGAUGCGGUUUACGCCAUAGAAGCUACUGUCCAUGCCCCGUCCCUCGAGGGUAUCUACAGUGAGAUAUUCCGUGUUCUCAAGCCAGGUGGUGUCUUCGGCGUGUACGAGUGGCUCAUGACCGACGAAUACGACAACGACAACCCACAUCACAGGGAGAUCCGUCUCGGCAUCGAGAUCGGUGACGGCAUCUCCAACAUGGAGAAGGUCGAAGUUGCCUUGAAGGCAAUGGAGACUGCUGGAUUUGUUAUGGAGCACACGGAAGACUUGGCUGACCGAGAGGACGAAGACUAUUCACCAUGGUACUGGCCAUUGUCUGGUCAGCUCAAGUACAUCACCACCCUGGGUGACAUCCCCACGAUCCUUCGCAUGACCAAGGUUGGUAGAGGAAUCGUCCAUCGUUUUGUCGGUGCUUUGGAGAUCAUUGGUCUUGCACCAAAGGGUACCCAAAAGACGGCUGACAGCCUUGCGCUCGCUGCCGACUGCUUGGUCGCAGGUGGCCGGGAGAAGCUUUUCACCCCCAUGUACAUGAUGGUUGGCCGUAAACCUGCCGAUGCUUAGAGAGGACCAAAGGGUAUGGUCUGCUCGUUCAGCUUCUCUUCUAAUUUUUCCAACUUCUACUUCUUCUUUUUUUUCUCCUUACCCAACUUCUUGAUUAGAAAAAAAAAGGGGGCGUCAAGUCUGAGAUGGCUUUCCCUGGUACUUGGACAUACUUGCAUGAACAGCAGG